Messenger RNA from Ectocarpus siliculosus, 1675 nucleotides. NCBI's taxonomy places the organism in Eukaryota, Phaeophyceae, Ectocarpales, Ectocarpaceae. The record is from the annotation of a GenBank genome assembly.
AUGGAGUCGCUUCGCCACCUACUCAAGAACAAGGUGGGCUUCGUGGCCUCGCCCGAGCACGAUGGCAACCCCCCCACGGACGAGCAGCUGGCGUCCUUCCUGAGGAACCUCACCACGGAGACUGGGCUCGCCCUCCGUGGAACUCCGCCGGGGGUCCGAGAGGUGGUGAGGGAGAAGUUUGCCGAGGCCGGGUGGGACGUUCGCAGCAACACGGCUACGAGGGACGAGCCCCCCACCGUCGACGAGCUGCAAGCCUUCUUGGAGGGGACCAUCGAAGCUCUUGAGACGUUCGACCCUCCUGUUGAACCGACCGAAGAAGAGUUGGAGGACCCCGCACUGGCAUGCCAGCGUCUGUGGGAUCUGGACACGAACCGCCUGACACCGGAGGUGAGGACGAGUAUUCGAUCAGCCUGCAGAGCGGGAAGAAGCCUUACCAAGAGGGGGACCACGCCAGCGACCCCCUCUUCACCUACGUCAAGGACUGCGUCUUUCGAGAAGCCCACCUACUCGGCCUUCCUCAAGCUCUUGGACAACUACACGGCGGCGGUCGGCACCGGGGAGGUGGUAACCGGCGAGGAACGGCAGGAAACCGUCGACUUCAUCGAGGCGAUCAUGGCCACGCCCUGCAUGCGCUACGCCCACGCCUACCUGGUCUCCAAGGGGCAGGCGCCGGAGUCUGAGACCGAUUUCAAGAACCUUCUGCACCAGACGUGGUUCGCCAUGUACAGCAGGAGCCGUGGUUCCGAUGACAGCUCGGGGUUCGAGCACGUGUUCGUGGGAGAGAGCAAGCGUGGCGAGAUUACGGGUCUUCACAACUGGAUCCAGGUCUACUCGGAGGAAAAGAGUGGCCGCCUGGACUACAUGGGCUACAUCUUCCCCCGGAAACGCGGCUACGAGGACACCCCGGCCGAGACGGAGCAGCUGGUCACGGUACAGUUCGAGUGGAACGGUGAGCUGAAGGAGAUCAGCUCUUCAUUCGUCGGUGUGUCGCCGGAGUUUGAGAUUGCUCUCUACACGCUGCUCUUCUUGCUCGACCAGGAGAAGACGAUUGUGGAUUGCGGCCCGUACAGGGUGCAGGUGACGACGUACAUCUUCCGUGAGGACGGGAAGAACUACAUCGGAUCGGCAUUCCCUGGCGAGGCUUAGAACGACAACCAAGUUCACCACCAUGUCAUGGAAGAUUUUUUUGAUAAGAUCGCCCUGCGCUAAAAAUGGAGGAAAUAUUUUUAGAGGCGAACAACGUUUUUUUUUUUUUUGUUGACACCUUGCUGAACGUCGGGCUUCCCGUGUGGCGAGUUACUGUUUGUCUUCAUGGAAGAUUUUUGUCGAGAUCCCUGCGCGCUAAAAACGGAGAAGUAACUCGUUUCUUUAAGAGGCGCUAAUGGUUUGAUUUUAUGUUGAGACUUUGCUGAGCGCUCCCGUUUGUUGACGACUUGCUGAACGUCGGGCUUUCCGUGUGGCGAUUUUUUUUUGUCUUCAUGGAAGAUUUUGUCGAGAUCCCUGUGCGCUAAAAACGGAGAACUCGUUAUUAAGAGGCGCUAGUUGUUUGAUUUUUUGUUGAGACCCUGCUGAGCGCUCCCGUCUGGAGAGAUUUUUGUUUUUUUCCCUUGCGCGCGCUGUAGGCUAGAACAACACGUUUGAUGCCUUGCUGAAUGUCUACAACUUGUACCUCUGC